AUGGCGGUCGCCAUUGUCAACUCGACGCUCUACGCAAGCUCGGGCUUGUUCUACGACUGGACGGAUGCGGUGAACGAUAGCUUGUACCAGUUCGAGAAGAACACAAUCGCUCUGUACCAAUUGGGAUGUCUGGCGGACGAUGACUGGGACGGGGACGGCGAUGGCGGAUGGGACUGCUUCUCUGCUUGCCAGAAUGCAACAAAGCUAUGGAAUUCCACGUACAGCGGAUACACAUUGCACAACUGCAUGGUCUACCCUAUCGUCGCUCAGAUGUGGAAUGACGGAAACCUGACCGCGGAAGGCAUCGACAUCGCAAAGUACUACGGCAUUCGUAACGACACCGAUACCCCCAUGUAUACUGGCUCUCCUGGUAUCCAAGACUGCUUCAAUGACUACUGCGUACGUUUCGAGAGCGAGGACGAAUGGUGCAAGUCUCCGAAUGGCACAUACGAUAUAGGCGAGAAUUGGUGGCAAUUGGACUUCCCAACGAACAUGUGCGAUGGUCUUGAUGCUCAGAUCAACGGCGAUGUCAUGGGUAUAGGGGUCGCCAUCUCGCUGCUCAUGCAAGUAGCUAUCCUUACAUUAUCGUGGCUACUGUUCCAUUGCACACGAGACUGGAUCAAGUAUCUCACAUGGCCCUGCUUUCGACGGAAAGACUCCAUAACCCCAGAACGAUUGCAGGCGGCUCUUAAGAACAGCAAGCCUUCUAAGGCUCUCGUGGAGUGGGAAGGUUUGGCCGAGUUUCAAGAUACACAGGUUUGGUUGAUGAUCGCCGUGCAGAUCGCGUGUCUUGUCGCUUUGAAGCGUCCUGAGGCGUUCGAAGCGGAAUCGUGGCAGCAGUACAGGAACAACGUUGGCGUCAUCUAUGACUUGGCCUUCGGAGGCUGCCUCCCAGUCCUGCUCACCCUCGUACUACUCCGCCAAGCGAACCAGUCCGACUGGCUUGUCCUACUCACCACUGCUUGCUCCGUAUCUCUGGCCGCAGCAGCUUGGAUGAUUACCUGGCAAUCCUCCUUCCGCGGCUUCGAGCCCGCUGCGAUCGAACACAAAGGUCCUGCAACGUGUGGCCAGCUCAAACCAACAGCCUUGUGCUUCCCCAACGACUGGUUCGCCAAGAGCUCCGUCGUCGGUUCAUACAAAGGUCUCGCCGUAUUGAUCUUCUGCUGGGUCCUCCUCCUCUACCUCAUCAUCGAGAACUUCCGCGUCUUCAAGCAGCGCCCCGGCCGAGAAAACCGUACCUGGAAGCGAAACAUCCUCGAAGUGCACAAGUCUUGGAUCGCGCACACGAGCAGAGCGCGUUCGUUCGGCUUGGAGUCCCAAUCAUCGAUUGUGCGUCGUACGUCGCAGCUUGCGUACAGCAAUCAGUUCUGGCAUGCGUUGUCCAAGUUCAUCCUCCUCGCCGCGGAGGUUGCGCUGCUGGCACUUACGCUUCGCAUGCUGAAAGACUAUUCCAACGUCUUCGACAAUGAAAACUUCGUUGUGUUGGACAAGAAGUCUUGGUCGUUAGGUCAGGUCAUUGCUGUCACCGCGUUUGUGCCGCCGGUGGUCAGGUUCAUCUGGUACUGUAUCUUUGGCAAGAAAGAAGAGGAUGGACGAGAGGACCGAUCACCUGAGUACAACCGUGCUUCGAGAUCAGACUCCGACCCGAAGAUGAACAACUCGCCAGAGAUUACGGAGUUCCCUGAGCACCCCGGGGGCGACAUCAGCUACCGGGCCUAA
This is a messenger RNA of Zasmidium cellare ATCC 36951, 1719 nucleotides long. RefSeq lists its product as uncharacterized. Lineage: Eukaryota; Fungi; Ascomycota; Dothideomycetes; Mycosphaerellales; Mycosphaerellaceae. The record is from RefSeq and is a predicted model, not a curated record. Bases 1 to 1719 code for a protein of 572 amino acids. The transcript has 7 exons.